Molecule: messenger RNA, 1239 nt
Organism: Arctia plantaginis
Lineage: Eukaryota; Metazoa; Arthropoda; Insecta; Lepidoptera; Erebidae
Source: the annotation of a GenBank genome assembly
AUGUUGAAAAUCGCAGCGUCAUUUCUGCUAGUCAUAUCGACAGUAAACAGUCAGUGUUUCUACAAAGAUGAUUCAUCGAAGAAGCUUGACCCUGAGGCGCGGUCUUCUCUUUACAGAGGACAGUUGGAGUUUACCUUGAACUUAUUCAAUAUUAUCAACAAAGAGGUUCCUGAUGACAAUAUAUUUUUCUCACCAUUCUCCGUGUACCACGCACUAUUGCUGGCUUAUUUCUCAGCCGGCGGACAAACAGAACAAUCGUUGAAGGAGUCCCUUCGAGUUGCUGAUAACUUAGACAAGAUUAAUUUGAUGACUGCAUACAAAGUGGAUAAACGGUCGCGCAGUGUUAACAACAAUAGCGACAGUUACGAGUUCACCAGUGCCAACAAGCUGUUUGUGGACGAGGGGCUGCAGGUGCGCCAGUGUCUGCAGAAUUUGUUCCUCGAGGAACUGGAAACAUUGAACUUCCGUGAAAACCCCGGCGCAGCUCGCGAAUACAUCAACAAUUGGGUAUCUCGUGUAACGAAGAAUAACAUCAAAGACUUGCUCCCAGAGGAUGGCAUCAACUAUAACACCAAGUUGGUGCUUGCUAACGCAGCUUACUUCAAGGGCGUUUGGGCCUCCAAAUUUCUUAAAGAAAGGACAAAGAAAGAAGCAUUCUUCGUAUCUGAAACUCGUCAGACCCUCGUACCGUUUAUGAAGCAAAAAGGGAUCUUCCACUAUAUGGUGAACGACGAUCUCGGUGCACAGAUCCUGGAGCUGCCGUACAAAGGCAAUGACAUCAGCAUGUACAUUCUCCUGCCUCCAUACUCCAUGAAGGAAGGUGUUACCAACAUAAUCGCUAAUUUGACGCCGGAGCGACUCGCAGCGGUGGUCGAAGAGGGUUACAUGGGACGUGAGGUCGUCGUUGAAAUCCCCAAGUUCACCAUGGAGAGGAGCAUGGGACUAAGAAAUAUUUUGGAGGAUCUAGGCGUUGGUGACCUGUUCAAUGCAACGGCAGACUUCAGCACCCUGACAGAGCAACCGGGCAUCCUCUUCGAUGACGCCGUCCACAAAGCCAAGAUUCAAAUUGACGAGGAUGGUACUGUGGCUGCAGCAGCGACAGCGAUCUUCGGCUUCCGAUCAUCCCGACCAGCGGAGCCUAGUCGUUUUAUUGCCAACUUCCCCUUCGUAUAUAUAAUUUACGAACGUCCCACAAAUUCUGUUCUCUUUAUGGGUGUGUACAGAGAUCCCAAAAAGUAA